AUGGAAGAAAAGAAGGGUGGAAUUCCAAUCAAAGAGGUUUAUAUGAAUGAAUUCAGAAGUUGGAUUUCAGAUAAUAGUUUGGUGGAGGUAGACUCUUUGGGAAAGAAAUAUACCUGGUCUACCCGCCAGAAAGGUAGUAGAAGAAUUGUUUACAAACAUGAUAGAGCCGUGGUCAAUGAUGCUUGGUUCUUCAAAUAUGAGAAUUGGAGAUGUAAGGCCUUGCCUAGAAUCUGCUCUGAUCAUUCUCCUCUUAUUGGUUUUUCUUUUCAAAGUCCAAGACCGAAAAGAGCUCCUUUUAGAAUUCAGAAAAUGUGGAUGUCGCAUCCAAGUUUUAUGAUCUUGGUUAAAGAUACCUGGAAUUUGAGUAUGGUUGGUGCCCCUCCUUUUGUCUUUGCCAGCAAGCUUAGAAGACUUAAAGAUGUGUUGAAAUUUUGGAACAGAACGGUGUUUGGAGAUGUCCAGUUUAGAUUGAAACAAGCUGAGCUUAAGCUGGACGCAGAAAUGGACCUGCUUGAUUUUGAUCCAGCUGAUGAAUUACAAUUCACUAGGGUGGCCGAUGCCAAGAAAGCAGCUGAUGAUGUGAGGAUGGACCUGGCUUCUAUGCUUCGUGUGAAGUCGAGAGAUAACAUUAAAGAUUUUCUUGUCAAUCAUUACAAGGAUAAGUUCAAUGGUGGGGAUACUUGUAUCGAUUCAAAGCUUUUUGAUUUUGAUCAUGAGCGUAUUUCUUCUCAGGAGAGUAUUCUCAUGGAUGCCAUCCCAAAUUUGGAAGAGAUUAGAGCUGCUGUGUUCGAUUUGGGUGUUGACUCUGCGCCUGGCCCUGAUGGCUUCUCUGAGAAUUUCUACAGAAUAUGCUGGGAUACAAUUUCUGCAGACCUUUGCAAGGCUAUUGUCAGUUGCUGGGAGAUGCGGAAAAUUCCUAAUGGAAUCAACUCAAGUUUCAUUGUGCUCAUCCCUAAGAAUAGCAAAUCUGAUGCUAUUAAAGACUUUAGGCCAAUUGGCUUGGGCAAUUUAUUUUUCAAAAUCAUCACGAAGAUAAUGGCUUCAAGGAUGAGCUCUGUGCUUAACAAUUUGAUUUUGGAGGAGCAAGUGGCUUUUAUGAAAGGUAGAAACAUUCAUGAAAACAUUGCUUUGGCUUCCGAGAUGAUCAAUGAGAUUAGUAGUAGCAGAAGGUAUGGUAAUAUUGGCCUCAAACUUGAUAUUGCUCAAUCUUUUAACACAGUGAGCUGGGAGUUUAUUGCUGAAGUUUUACGCCAAUAUGGUUUUUCUGACAACUGGUGUGCUUGGAUUCUUAGCAUUCUCAACUCAGCCAAAAUUUCGAUCAUGGUGAAUGGUAGCCCGGAAGGUUUCUUUAGCAUCUAUAGAGGUUUAAGUCAAGGGGAUACUCUUUCUCCUCUGAUUUUUGUUCUUAUUGAAGAUGUUCUGGGCCGUAAUCUGUCCAAGCUCUUUGCUCGUCGUAGUAUGCACUAUAUGGUCAGAAAGAAGGGUAUUGCUCCUUCUCAUCUGCUUUUUGCGGAUGCCAUACUUAUUUUCUGCAGGGGCAAUCCGCAAAGUCUUCAAAAUCUUGUUACUAUUUUGGGCAUGUACAAAAGGGCCUCUGGCCAGUGUGUGAAUUUUUCCAAGAGUCAAUUUUACUAUGGAGGUGGAUCUAACUCGAGAGUUGUGGCAAUUUCAAAUUUUUUGGGAAUGAGGAGAGCCUACUUCCCUGACAGAUACCUUGGUAUUCAGCUAAAGCCUGGCAUUGUUAGGAUCAUUCAUGUUCGUCAGGUGGUGGAGAAGAUCAGGGACAAGCUUGCGGGUUGGAAAGGUCAGCUCCUCUUUUUUCAGGCUAGACUGGUGCUGAUUAAGGCUGUGAUUUCGAGCUAUAUUAUUCAUUCCAUGGCUGUUUAUAAAUGGCCAUGUAUGUACAUCAAGCAAGUUGAGAAGGCCAUUAGAAAUUUCCUUUGUUCUGGAGAUGCGGAGAAGCGUAAAUACUUCACAGUUUGUUAUGACAGCUUGUGUUGCAAGAAGAGUGAAGGAGGGCUUGGUCUCAAAAAGCUGUUAGAUGUCAACAAAGCAAUGCUUAUGAAGCUUUGGGUCUCCAUAAGAGAUUCUGACAAGAUUUGGGCAAGGUUUCUGAAAGCUAAAUACUUCAAGAGUAAUGGCAAAUUGAUUGACUACAAGCUGGGUUCGUCUGUCUUUCCAGGUAUUAGAUUGCUUUUCAAUUUUUUGCAAAAACACACAAGAUCAAUCAUAGGCAAUGGUGAGAACUCCUCCCUUUUCUUUGAUAAUUGGUGUGGUGAUUUUUCGAUUGCCAAGAAGCUUUGCAUUUCUUCCAAAGCGCCUAAGGAUUUUCAGGCAAAAGUGUGCGAUAUUAUUGCCGAUGGUAUUUGCGCAAUCCCUCAAGCUACAAGAAAUUUGAUGCUUCGUUGUAACAUUGAUGUGGAUAACUUGCUAAUUAUUGCUGGGGCUCUGUUCUCGAGAAAGGUGGUGCAUCCUUCUUUGGGUGUGCAGUACUGGAAGAUAUGGACCAAGCAAUGCUGUGCAACUGAUGACAACAUCAUUAAGAAGACUGGGAGAAGUUUGGCCUCAAUGUGCCGCUUAUGCCGCAAGAAUUGUGAGACCUUAAGCCAUAUUACUUGGCACUGCGGUUUUGCUAGGAGGAUCUGGGCUUGGGCUGCUGGUAUCUUCAGUAUCCAGCCGAACGAGGAUCUAGUAAGUUCUUACCAGGCUGCAAAAGGUCGUAGUAGGAUGAUUAAGGAUUUUUGGUUGGUCACAAAUCUUGCUAUUGUCAUGGAGCUGUGGAAGACUCGUAACAAGGCAUACUUUGAGAAUGCACCAAUUCAUUGGCUUGGUUUUAAGGGUCGGGUUUACCAAAUGAUUCGCGACAACUCAAUUAGAAUGAAGGGUCAUAUGUUCAACACUGUAGAAGAUUUGAGGAUUUUGAACUAUUUACGGGUCCAACACAGGUCUUGCAAGCUCUCUAUCCCUCUUGAGAUUAGAUGGUUUCCUCCAAAUCCCGAUGAGAUAAUGAUUUGCUGCGAUGGUGCGUCAAUGGGUAAUCCGGGUCAAUCUGGUGCAGGGGUUAUGUUUCGGGAUGCUAAUUCAACGGUGCUUGGCGUUCUUUGUGUUGGUCUAGGCUGGCAAACCAACUUCUAUGCAGAGGCCUGUGCAAUCAUUUAUGGUGCGUUGUUAGCUAAGAUCUGGAAGGCCACCAACAUUUACAUUCGUUCUGAUUCGAUGAGUUGUAUCCAAUCCUUUGAGAAGGAUGAAUUUCCCUGGCAGCUGAGACAGAAAUGGAGAGUGGCCAAGAAGUUUUUCUCCAAUAUUCGUUAUAUCCAUAGCUAUAGAGAGAUAAAUUUUUCUGCUGAUGCUUUAGCCAAGCGAGCUUGUUUGCUGGCUGAAGAUAUCUUUGAAUUUUAUGAGGGUCGCCCGGGUUUCAUUCUGCCUUUAGAAUGGUCUGGCCAAAGUUAUUUUCGUUUCAAUUAG
Molecule: messenger RNA, 3465 nt
Organism: Papaver somniferum (opium poppy)
Lineage: Eukaryota; Viridiplantae; Streptophyta; Magnoliopsida; Ranunculales; Papaveraceae
Exons: 3
Coding region: 1-3465 (1154 amino acids)
Molecular function (GO): RNA-DNA hybrid ribonuclease activity; nucleic acid binding
Source: RefSeq, a predicted model, not a curated record